Messenger RNA from Hibiscus syriacus, 1310 nucleotides. Its product is annotated as AT-hook motif nuclear-localized protein 5-like. Bases 131 to 1159 code for a protein of 342 amino acids. The transcript has 5 exons. The record is from RefSeq and is a predicted model, not a curated record. Gene Ontology annotation, molecular function: minor groove of adenine-thymine-rich DNA binding. NCBI's taxonomy places the organism in Eukaryota, Viridiplantae, Streptophyta, Magnoliopsida, Malvales, Malvaceae.
ACUUUUUUUUGCAUGUUCGAAUCAGUUUAAUUUUGGGUUAAAAGGCUUUUUAAAUACACACAAAGUUUUAGCAUAAAAUCAGUCUUUUUUCCUCUCCUUGAAUUGUGAUUAAUUCUUCGGUAGUAAAUGCAUGGAUGGGAGAGAAGCUAUGGCAUUAUCAGGAGGGUCAGGUCCUUAUUAUAUUCAAAGAGGAGUUAGUGCGCCUAGUUCCGCAUCAGUGACUCACACUAGUAUAGCUGCAUUUUACUCUCAACCAGGGUUCAGGCCCUCAUCUAACCCCCAGGUUCAUCUUCAGUCGAACAUUGGACCAACUUUUACAGGGGAGCCUAAAAAUGUCAGUUCUCCUCGUGGCAUUGACAUGGGUGUGCCCUCUGGGGAGCCACUUGGGGAGCCGGUUAAGAAAAAGAGAGGGAGGCCCCGGAAGUAUGCUCCUGAUGGGCAGGUUUCAUUGGGCCUUUUGCCUUUGCCUUUGCCUUCUAAGCCUAAGUCUUUAUCAGGGUCAGAUGCUCCUGGCCAUAAAAGAAAGAAAGGCCGUCCUCCUGGGACUGGGAGGAAGCAGCAAUUAGCAGCUCUAGGUGAAUGGAUGAACAGUUCGGCUGGGCAGGCCUUUGCUCCUCAUGUUGUCACUGUUGGAAUUGGAGAAGAUAUUGUAGCGAAAAUGUCAUCCUUUUCGCAACAAAGUCCAAGAGCUGUCUGCAUCUUAUCAGGCAGUGGUACAGUUUCCUCCGUUACUUUACGUCAACCCGCAUCGUCUACUCCUACGGUGACAUAUGAGGGUCGUUUUGAGAUACUAUGCUUGUCUGGUUCUUACUUGCUUGCCGAGGAUGGUGGACCACACAGUCGAACGGGUGGAAUGAGUGCUUCUCUUUCUACUCCUGAUGGUCAAGUCAUAGGUGGUGGGGUUGCAACAUUGAUUGCAUCAAGCCUGGUUCAGCUGGUGAUGUGCAGUUUUGUUUAUGGGGGAUCUAAAACUAAGAACAAACAAUUGGCUAGCCCAAAAGGAAAGGAUUCCAUGCCCCAAUUCUGCAGUGAAACAACUACGCCAGCAAGUGCACCUCCGACUCAACAUUUCACUUCCCCUCCUGUGAAUUCUUGGCCCAGUUCACGUCCGGUUGGUCUGAGAAACCCUCUCGGAGAUAUUGACAUGAUGCGAGGAUGAUCACUGCGUUCUUGUACAUUCGCGUUGUUGUACAUCUACAUAGUCUUUGAGAUGAAAAGUUUAAAAUCUUCCCGAUUCGUCCUAUAGGGGAAGUAGGUUUCUGCUAACUUAGAUUGUAGCAAAGUUGCUGUUCGUCUAGCUUUGGGUGGAA